UUACCCCGGAUGGAGAGAAUGAAAAUCAAAAAUAUGUAAUCUCUGGUAUUGUUAAAGAUCUUACUAAUCGAACAGAAACUGAUCACGAAUCACGAAUGAUAGGUCAUCUAUGUGAAGUUGGUUAUUUCCAUGAUUCACGAAGACUAGCUAAUGAUGAAAUUCGUAUAGUAAAAUAUAACAAUGCCCUUUAUAUUGACCCUAGUAAGAGUGGUAUCAAUUCACUUUUUAGAAAUACUAUCCAAUAUCUUUUUUUUAAUAACAUGGAAACAACUAAAGAACGAGUCAGAAAAUUAUUUCAAUAUGCAGAAACAGUGGUUACUAUCAUUGAUAAGAAUCCAAAGGCAACUAUUCAAAAACUUGUUAAGAGUCCAAAAUCAAUGAUUAUAUUUCCAGAAGGAAAUAAUGCUACUGAUAUUCAGGAAAAGCAUCAGUGA
Molecule: messenger RNA, 434 nt
Organism: Racocetra persica
Lineage: Eukaryota; Fungi; Glomeromycota; Glomeromycetes; Diversisporales; Gigasporaceae
Source: the annotation of a GenBank genome assembly